UGAAAUCGAGUGACUUCGCCGCAGUGGUGUUCGGAAGUGCAAUUAUUGUUAUUAUAAGUGUUUGUUGGGUACCAAUGUGCGCCGCCAAUCCUCUCGCUAACGGUGGAUUGUGCGACAAUUGCGUUUGCGGGGUGCGCGGAUCCCGAAGCACGCGCAUAGUUGGCGGGAACGAAGCAGGCGCCCACGAAUUUCCCUGGCUCGGCGGUCUGGUCAGAUCCGGUAAAUUGUACUGCGGCGCCAGUCUACUCACGACGAGGCAUCUCUUGACUGCAGCUCAUUGCGUGGACGGAUUCGAUCUGCGAGAAAUCAAGGUUUUGCUCGGUGCACAUAAUGUCACGUCGAAAGACGGCACAAAAGUAGGCUUAAAAAACGCAUGGGUUCAUAAAGGUUUCGACAUUUUCACUUUCAAUAAUGACAUCGCAGUUCUUGAACUAAAGAAUCCGGUUGAAUUCAGCCCGAAGAUCAGUGCAGUCUGUUUACCGGAAACUGGAUAUGGAGAUUACGAAGGUGUACUCGGCGUCGUAGCAGGAUGGGGCCGCUUAGAUGAACGUGAUUCUUUAGCCGAUACAUUGAGGAGUGUUACUGUUCCUAUAUGGUCCAGGGAACAAUGCCUUGAUGCUGGAUAUGGCAAGAAACGAAUAUCUGAAAAUAUGAUUUGUGCAGGAUACCACGAUGGAAAGAAAGAUGCAUGCCAAGGGGACAGCGGUGGCCCCAUGCAUAUGACUGGACCCACCGGCAGUGUUGAAAUUAUUGGUAUUGUGUCAUGGGGUCGAGGAUGUGCUCGGCCGAAUUUGCCGGGCAUUUACACGAAAAUUACAAACUAUUUACCAUGGAUCGAAGCACGAAUUGGCGGUGAGUGCACUUGCCCUAGAAAACAAGCCUAA
This is a messenger RNA of Ctenocephalides felis (cat flea), 884 nucleotides long. Its product is annotated as trypsin-1-like. The transcript has 5 exons. The record is from RefSeq and is a predicted model, not a curated record. Gene Ontology annotation, biological process: proteolysis. Lineage: Eukaryota; Metazoa; Arthropoda; Insecta; Siphonaptera; Pulicidae. Gene Ontology annotation, molecular function: serine-type endopeptidase activity. The coding region runs from base 75 to 884 and encodes 269 amino acids.